UAUUAUUGUUAUCCAUCCAUUUUCUUCUGCUUAUCAAGGACUGGUUUACCCGGGCAGCAGCCUAAGCAGAGAAGCCCACAUCUCCCUCUCCCCAGCCACCUCCUCCACUUCUUCUGGGAUAACACCAAGACAUCCUCAGGCCAGCUGAGAGAUAUAGCCUCUCCAGAGUGUCCUGGGUCUGCCCUGGGGCCUCUUUCUCCUUUUCUCAUCAGCCUCUCUUCAACGUGAAGGAAUAGCAGUUCUACUCUGAGCCCCUUUUGAGUAGCUGAACUCCUCAGCCUGUCUUUAAGGGAGAGGCAACACCCUUAGAGAAAGCUCAUUUUUUUUCAUCUGUCAGUCCUCUGCUCACCUGUCCCCAAACUCCUAAACGAGACCCAGAGAAGAUUAAACUCCUCCGCUUGAUGCUGCAAGUCAUUGUUUUUUCUUGUCUUUUUCUCAACAUUUUCCGAUAAUUCUAAAAAUAUAUGUACAACAGUUUGUUUGUACAGUCAGCAUUUGUAUAUAUACAGCAGUAUUCUCAAACAAGCAAUAGUGAACGCACCUGUGUGAGGCAAAUUCCACAAUCACAGUUCAAUCAGUCCCCCCACCCUGACACUUUUUUCCGCUUUAAGUGAGGAAAUGGAAUUAAAUCUGGACACAUCUUUAUCUUUUUUGGACAUAUCAACAUAUCUUUUUACGGUUAAGAGAAUAUGGUCAUCAGAUUGGAGAAGCUGAACAAUCAGAGCUGUGAUAAUGAUAUUUAAGGUGUGUUGACUGGUUCAUAAUGUCAGCUCAUGUCAGAAAACAUCCCAUGCUAAAAGUUGCCACUAGCUGCUGGUUGAUGGUGAAUUUAUUGUGUAUUUUCCACAGUCUGUACAGAUGAAGAGUAGCAGAGCUGGAGAUGAGGCAGGAGGAAGUGUUGACUCAAUUCAAUUUCAGUUUAUUUAUAUAGCGUUAAUCACAACAACAGUCACCUCAAGACACUUUAUACUGCAAGGUGGAGGCCCUAUUGUAAUACAGAGAAAACUAAAUGAUCAAAAAAAACCCUUUUGAGUGAGCACUUGGUGACUGUGGGAAGGAAAAACACCAUUUUAACUGGAAGAAACUUCCAGCAGAACCAGGUAUAGGGAGGGGCAGCCUCUGAGGACUGGUUGGGGUUGAGGGGAGGGAGAAAGGACAAAGGACACGCUGUGGAAGAGAGCCACUCUAUGAGCUGUUCAUUCAGUUUGUGGUUUAGCUUGACUCCAUGACGUUUCGAACUAAUGCUUUGCUCAAUUAAUGUUGCAAUGAAUUAUGGGUGGAUUUUACUGAUAUUCUAUCUUUAUGUUGUCACCAAACAGAUCUACAGAUUUGGGAUAAGCUACAGGCUCCUCCACCCCUGCUGGCUCUUCUGUCCUGCCCAGGUUGGCGCUCCUGGUGCCCCCUCGUCAGGUCCAGCAGUCCUACCGUCCAUCCAACAGCUCCUUCUCCCCUCUUACAGCCUCUAUGGGAGCUCCAUCUGUGGUGGCUACAGGCCUUACAGCUACAGCUAUGGUGGCGGCUAUGGUGGUGGCUACAGCCUGGGAGGAUACAGACACACACCUCACCUUGAAGACGUCCCCCCCAGCAGACACUAACUGGGCGAGCGAGGAGGACGACCACGUGGUGGCCAGAGGAGAAUAUGACUUGACAGCUGCUUCUCAGGAGGAGCUUUCUAUGCGAGCUGGAGAGAUGCUCAACCUCGCUCCUAAAGAGCUACAGCCCCGUGUGCGUGGCUGGCUCCUGGCCAGUGUGGACGGUGAGACCACAUGCUCGUCCCAGCCAACUACGUUAAGAUCCUCAGCAAGAGAAGAGACCGCCGGGCCACAGAUAUGAGAGGCUCGCUCAGGCCCAGCAGGCAAACACGCAGGCACCCCAAACAACCUCGUCUGCACAAAUACCCUAAUCUGUGCCUCUCCUGCAGCCCAUAAACGUACAGCAUCUACCCACAUCAUGUACAGUACUUGAAUGAUCCAUCUCGUCUUUCAGCUCAGUCUCGUCAGAUUCAUUAGGCUCAGCUGUGUCCCCCUCCUGUGUGCAGUUUCCUCGUUUCCCUCUGUGUGUAUUUAUAGUAGUGAUGGCCAAACAAAGCUUUCUGAAGCAUUGAAGCUUGUGUUGAAAAACGAUUCAUUACUGGAAGCUUUUUAACACAGUCCUCUCUGGUGACAUCUGGUGGUCAAAAAUAUGAAGAGCAGCUUGAAUCUACAAAAAAACUGAACUGCGUCAUUAUGAUUGCCCACUCUACACAGUGGAAUUCACAAUUCACAAUUGGACAUCACUGAUCACGUGAC
Pelmatolapia mariae (spotted tilapia) is the source of this 2288-nucleotide messenger RNA. RefSeq names its product peroxisomal membrane protein PEX13-like. Gene Ontology annotation, molecular function: protein binding. The record is from RefSeq and is a predicted model, not a curated record. Bases 1465 to 1833 code for a protein of 122 amino acids. NCBI's taxonomy places the organism in Eukaryota, Metazoa, Chordata, Actinopteri, Cichliformes, Cichlidae. The transcript is spliced from 3 exons.